Molecule: messenger RNA, 780 nt
Organism: Rotaria socialis
Lineage: Eukaryota; Metazoa; Rotifera; Eurotatoria; Philodinida; Philodinidae
Source: the annotation of a GenBank genome assembly
AUGACGAGCACUUUCAUCACUCCACCUUGCUCUUGGUUACCAAAUGCCAAUGCUUAUGUAAAUAAAAUUGAUAAAAUAUUCUAUCAACAUUGGAAAAUUUUGAAUACUGAACGACAAAAAUCUAUUGAUAGUAUAAAUCAAUGGCAUCAUGAUUGGAAUGAACGAAUCGAAAAGCACGCGGAAAAACAAAAAGUUCUUAUUAUCAAUGAAUACGAUCGUCUAAGACCCGUUUUUGAUGAAAAAUACAAAGAAACCGUUGAAAUAGCCAAUACGUACCAUCAUGCACAACAUGGAGAACUUUUUAAAGAGUUAGGCGAUGCAUGUCAAUCGUUAAAGUUUCAAGUUGCAAUAUUGCAAUUUGUUCAACGUGAAGUGGAGUAUCCACAAGUGGUCACCAUAGAAGAUCAAGAAGAAAUGCAACGAUUAGAAAAGAUGGAUCUGAAUGCACGAAACGAUCACAGACGUCGACGACGGCUUGCCAAGAAUGAAGCUAAGAAAACAGAAAAUAAAGAUGAUUCUAAAGCGAGUUUAUCACAUAACUCAACAACUUCGAAUUCAAAUCAAAUAAAUAAUCGACACACAUUUGAGAUGCAAGAUAAAGAAGAAGAUAAACAACCAACCCACAGUGAUUUCACUUCAAAUAACAAACUAAACAAGGAUGAUAAUUCUAAUGAAAAAUGUCCUAUAUGUUUUAUGUUAUUUUCAACAAACAUGAAUCGUCAUGAUCGGAAUCAACACGUCAAUGAGCAUAUGACAGAUGAUCAAAAUCAGUUACUUUAA